UCCUCUAAAUAUCUGUUUUCCUGGCAAGUUGAUCCAUCAAAGUCAGAGCAUGGAAAGGUUAUCUUUUCCUGCACUGCAACUCCCAGAAUCCCCACAGGCCAUUAUGUGCAUUCUUUGCAUUGUGGUCCAAAAGGAUUAAUUUCUCAAUGUCCUGAUGAGAUGCCGGCGACGUCCGCACAUGAUCUUUGUGUGCCCAGAUAUUUCGUGGUUGCAGUUCGAGUAAGGUUUUCAAUGCCUUUGUGGCAUAGUGGUUUAAGCAUUGUGACUCUGCAAACCAGGGUUCAAAUGCUGGCAUGGCAUUGUAAACGCACUGGAUGAGCUUGCGCAAGUGACACUCUCUCAGCCUCAGAGGAUGGCCAUAGCCAAGCCGUUCUAAUGAAACGUGCCAAGAAAACCCAGUGAUCGGAUUGCCAAAUAUCUGUUUUUCCCACUGGGAGAGGAACGCUCCAGCUCUUACCAGGAAAUGUUGAAAACGGCUUAUCUCUCUGGGUAGCGUUUCUGUUUGCUUAGCCGCUCAACCCAUGUGUGCAUGUGUGCAUAUCUUGCAGUUUCUUUUCUCUUCGGAACAAGGAGCGGCGGCCCGACAAGAAAGGAUUAUUCCCUGCACUAGAUCUCCCCUCCAUCCUUUCAAAGAGAUGCUCCCAAGAGCGACCGUCGGCGUGCUUUUCUUCCUGGGAAUCGUUCCCUCCAUGGCCCAGGAAUCUCGUGGCCACAUCUCCGUGGUCUUGCUGGGUGCCACGGGAGACCUAGCCAAGAAAUAUUUGUGGCAAGGCCUCUUCCAGCUUUACCUGGACGAGGUCAGCAACGGGCACACCUUCACCUUCCAUGGCGGGGCCCAAGCCGAACUCGAACGAGGCCGGAAGCUGAUGUAUGACCAUUUGAAGGACCUGGCAUGCCCCUUGGACGUCCUUCCCAACAGGUGUGCCGUGAUGAAGGACCAGUUCCUCCGCCUGACGGACUACCGCCAGCUCAAAACGGAAGAGGACUAUGCCACCCUCAACCAGGAGAUUCAAACCCUGCUUGUUCAGGAGGGCUUGGAAGAAGCUGGCCGGAUUUUCUACUUCUCGGUGCCACCGUUUGCCUACGCGGAGAUUGCCCGCCAUAUUAACAGCAGCUGCAGACCACCAUCCGGGGCUUGGCUGCGCGUGGUCCUAGAGAAGCCUUUUGGCCACGAUCUCCAUUCUGCGCAACAGCUGGCCGACGAGUUGAAGACCUUCUUCCAGGAGGAGGAGAUGUACAGGGUCGAUCACUACCUUGGCAAGCAGGCUGUGGCCCACAUCUUACCCUUCCGGGACCAGAACCGAAAACAUUUGGACCCGAUCUGGAACAGACACCAUGUGGAAAGAGUGGAAAUUGUCUUGAAGGAAACGGUGGACGUGAAAAAUCGCACCAGCUUCUACGAAGAAUAUGGGGCGAUCCGUGACGUCCUCCAGAACCACCUCACCGAGGUCCUGAUGUUUCUCACCAUGGAGCUGCCAGCCAAUGUGAGCAACUCGGAGGAUGUCCUACGGAGCAAGCUUCAAACUUUUGCCUCCCUCCAGGACCUGGAGAAAAACAGUGCCGUACUUGGCCAGUACGAAGCGUACAACAGCCAUGUGAGGGAGGAACUCCAAAAGGGGCAAGACUAUUUUAGCAGGACCCCCACCUUUGCAGGUGUGUUGGUCCACCUGGACAGCCUCCGCUGGGAAGGCGUCCCCUUCAUCCUCACCUCUGGCAAAGUCCUGGACGAACGGGUCGGCUAUGUCCGGGUCGUGUUCAAGAACCAGGCCUAUUGCACCCAACACGAAGCCACCUGGGACCCCGAAGGCAGCCAGUGCAAACCCAAGCAGCUUAUUUUCUACAUUGGGCAUGGGGAGUUGAAUUCUCCAGCCGUCCUCGUGAGCCGCAACCUUUUCAAACCCACAAUGCCAGGAAGCAGCUGGAAGGAACUUCUCGACCGCCCGCAGGAACGUCUUUUCGGACAGCGUCUCUCGGAUUACCACGUCUAUGUCCCCGUGGCAGAAAGAGAUGCCUAUGCCAUCCUGAUCUCUCGUAUUUACCACGGGAAGAAGGAAUCCUUUAUCACCACUGAAAACCUCCUGGCCUCAUGGCAAUUUUGGACUCCUUUACUGACCACCUGGGCGAAUGAGGUCCCUCGGGUGUACCCUGGUGGCCAGGAAAACGGGCACCUCUUAGAUUUCGAGAUCGCUGGAGGAGAAGUCUCCUUUGUGGUCAAGGAGACCCUCGAGGUGAUGGACGCCAGGGACAGGCAAACGCCGGACAAAUACAAGACCAUCCAGUCCAGGUUUCGGCAGAGCCAUCUGAUCACCGCCUGGUCAGAGGAACUGGUCACCCGGCUGGCAUCAGACAUCGAGACGGUGGCAAUGAGCGCCAUCAGGCGGUCCGGGGAGUUUCACAUGGCCCUCUCCGGGGGAUCAAGUCCCUUGGCUCUUUUCAAACAACUGGCGUUACAUCACUACGGCUUCCCCUGGCGCCACACUCACCUCUGGCUGGUGGACGAGCGUUGUGUGCCUCUCUCCGACCCAGAGUCCAAUUUCGGCAACUUGUACGAACACCUGAUCCGCCAUGUCCGGGUGCCAUAUUUCAAUGUCCACCCCAUGCCGGUGCACCUCAACCGGAGGCUCUGCGUGGAGGAGGACAAAGGCCCAGAGUUGUACGCCAAUGAGAUCGGAGCCCUGGUAGCCAAUGCCAGCUUCGACUUGGUGCUUCUGGGGGUGGGUACGGAUGGGCACACGGCCUCUCUUUUCCCUCAUUCACCCGUCGGCCUGGAGGGGAACCAGGAGGUGGUCUUUACAGAGAGCCCCAUAAAGCCACACCAGCGCAUGACUUUCGCCUUGCCGCUCAUCAACAAAGCCAAGCGGGUAUGGGUUUUGGCAAUGGGCAAGGGCAAGCAUGACAUUGUGACGGUGGUCAGCAGGGCCGGGAACGAGCCCAAGAAGUGGCCAAUUUCUGGGGUUAACCCCACCUCUGGCCAGAUUGCAUGGUAUGUGGACUAUGAGGCUUUGCUUGGAUGAUCCUUCAUCUGGAUGGCUUCCUAUCCGUCCACCUUUGGAGCCAAAAUCUCUGUCAUUAGCCAUAGAUGCCUCUUUCUGAAUAUAUUUUUCCAGCCUGACAGUCUUAAGGUUUCCUGCAGGGGUGAGAAUCAGGCAUCCCUUCGAACAUUGGCUGAACUGCAGCUCUCAGCAUUCCUCAUCACUGGCAAGGCUGGUUAGGGAUGAUGGGAGCUGCAGGUGACAAGAUCUGAAAGGCACCCUGAUUCCGAUCUACCAGCUGUUACUGACACAAAAGGCCACGGUUCUUGUUUUCAAACCCCAUGGAGGUACAUGUAGUUGUAACAUCCUUCCAGAAAUCACCAAACACGGCCUGGAAGUUGUGGCCCCUUGUCAUAUGUUCCUAACAGAUACACUGCCUUUGCACAUGGAGGUUGCAUGUAGCAAUCCAUGCUUGACCUCUCCUUCCCCGCUAAUCCAACGGGGAGCAAUUUGUGGCCGUUCAGCUGUGGUUGGAGUGCCAUUCCCAACAUCCUUCACUGUUGGCUGUGCAACUUACUGAGCUGAUGGGACUUGCAAUCCAGAAACUUGCCACAUGUUGCCCACCCAGAGUCUAACCUUAUUUUUUAAGGGCUAUCUAAGCUGGUGGUCAUUGCAACAUCCAAGGGCAGUGAGUUCCACUAGUUAAUGAUAAAGGCCUAGGAAUAGAUGAGAAAUAUUUUCCUGUACCUCCUUUUGCCAUAUUCAGGGCACUUCACCACUAUGUGCCUCAGUUUCCCCUCAAUUCACAGGACGGGAACAGACUUAUAAAAUAACCUACCUCAUAGGAAGGCCUUACAUCUGGAGCCAGGAACCUUUGACCCUCCAGGCUUGUUUGACUAUGACUCCCAUCAUCCCUUACCACUUGGUUCGGCAGGGAAAUCCCUCUGGGAACCCAAAGGUUCACACAAAGGUCCAUCAUCCUCUUUGGACCCUUUGCCUUUUAAAAAACAAUACAUCAUUGGAA
Messenger RNA from Sceloporus undulatus (fence lizard), 3996 nucleotides. RefSeq names its product hexose-6-phosphate dehydrogenase/glucose 1-dehydrogenase (gene H6PD). NCBI's taxonomy places the organism in Eukaryota, Metazoa, Chordata, Lepidosauria, Squamata, Phrynosomatidae. The transcript is spliced from 6 exons. Gene Ontology annotation, molecular function: 6-phosphogluconolactonase activity; NADP binding; glucose-6-phosphate dehydrogenase activity. Gene Ontology annotation, cellular component: endoplasmic reticulum. Gene Ontology annotation, biological process: glucose metabolic process; pentose-phosphate shunt; pentose-phosphate shunt, oxidative branch. Bases 522 to 3014 code for a protein of 830 amino acids. The record is from RefSeq and is a predicted model, not a curated record.